Molecule: messenger RNA, 514 nt
Organism: Dermacentor silvarum
Lineage: Eukaryota; Metazoa; Arthropoda; Arachnida; Ixodida; Ixodidae
Product: dipeptidyl peptidase 1-like
Exons: 3
Coding region: 62-514 (150 amino acids)
Source: RefSeq, a predicted model, not a curated record
GAACAACAUAAGGCGAGCACACAGUGACGGGCGUCCAGUGGGCACGCUGCAUCCGAGAGAAAUGUGGUCCUCCGUCUGCUUGGCGCUUCUCGUGUGCGGCCUAGGCCUAGUCGCCGGCGACACGCCUGCCAAUUGCACGUACGAUGAGACCCGAGGGUGGUGGACUUUCACUGAAGGCCCCCGUGUCGGUGACAGAAAUGUAGACUGCGACAACUGGACGCCAGGAAGAGGUGCCACCAAGACACGGUUGUUUCUGGAGUUCCCGAACUUGGCCACUGACGAACGUGGAAACCGAGGGACCUGGACCCUGAUAUAUAACCAGGGAUUCGAAGUUGUGAUGAACUUCAGGAGGUACUUCGCCUUCUCCAACUACAGCCGGAGCGAGAGCUUCUGCAGCAGCACCAAGGCGGGAUGGGCGCACGACAUUCUCGGUCACAACUGGGCCUGCUUCGAAGGACGUCGGGACGGGAGCGUCCAGCAGGGAAAGCCGCUGCAGGCUGAGCCACUCAGGUAA